AUGCGUUUUCAGCUGCGAGAAGCCAAUGUGGAGAUUGUAGACCACCUCCUGAAGUAUGGAGCCUCAGUGCUGAUAAACUGCCAGGCAAGGAAGGGGGAAACACCUCUGUACGAGGCAAGUAAGAAUGGUUACAAGGAAGUUGUGGAACUGCUUCUAUCUCAUAAAGCAGAUGCUAACCGAACAACUAAGUCUGGCCUCCUGCCUCUUCAUAUUGCUGUCCAGAAAGGACAUUUUGACAUUGUGUCCAUGCUGAUCCCUGCCACCAGCAAGGUCAAAGUUCAACGCAGUGGCAUCAGUCCCCUCCACCUGGCUGCCGAGUACAACCGGGACUGGAUCCUGGAGAUCCUUAUCGAGGCAGGCUAUGACGUCAAUUUCCAGCUCGCAGAAGACCGAUCCAAAAUGUAUGAGGACCAUCGCAGCACAGCACUCUACUUUGCUGUCUCCAACAGCAACCUAGAGGCGGCUGAAAUGCUUCUGGAUGCAGGCGCUAACCCCAACCUUGAUAUGUUCAACCCUCUUCUUGUCGCUGUGAGGCAGGGUUACAUGGAAAUGAUCACCGCUCUGGUGGAGCAUGGAGCUAACAUGAAUGCGUCCAUCCCCACACACCCCUGCUCCUUCCCGGCAGUGGUCAUGCUCGGUAUGAAGUAUCUGCACAUCCUGAACUAUCUGAAGUAUCUGAUGUCCAAUGGCUGUGAUGCCCUUUCCUGUUUUGAUUGCACAUAUGGCAGCAAGCCACACCCACCCCUGAAAAUUUCAAGAAGGGUCAGCAUCUUUGGCGAAACUUUGCGCUACGUUAUUGAUGAGGACGAAGCUCGACGCAACACUUGCGUCCAGUUCUGUGAGGCAAUCUCCGAUCCGACAAUUAGCCGCUGGGCAGGACCCAUCAUAGAUGUGCUCCUGGAUUACGUUGGCCAUGUGAAACUCUGCUCCCGGCUGAUCGAGAACCUGGAUAGCUACAGUGACUGGGCAGGGAUCAAGGUGAAAGCAAGUGUAUGGCUGCCACCAACUGGACGGGUUGAAAAAACAAGGUCCUGAGAGGGGUGUACGGCUUGCGACAAUACUCCAUUCAACUCCUCCUCCGAGAAAUCUUUCAGUCCCAGGUACCGCUCCGCCGCAUCCACAAUGAUGUCUAUUCUACCGGACCUUCUCUCCACCUUGGCAGUGCCAUUAAUCACCAUAGCUAUAAAGGCCACAAAGUCCACCUUCUUAACCUUUAAAAUACCUGGGUCCUGAUGGUGAAAGGCAACCCCUGCAGCCUGCAGUGAAGGCCUAUCCACCACAAUGGAAUCUUCAUGAGCACCAUUCAAAGCCUCAACCCUUUAAACAGCCGCUGUAUAUGAAAUGUUCUGGACAGCCCUGAAUUUGGCCACCUCAUUAUCUUUUACCGU
Messenger RNA from Oncorhynchus mykiss (rainbow trout), 1388 nucleotides. The record is from RefSeq and is a predicted model, not a curated record. Lineage: Eukaryota; Metazoa; Chordata; Actinopteri; Salmoniformes; Salmonidae.